Molecule: messenger RNA, 573 nt
Organism: Plodia interpunctella (Indianmeal moth)
Lineage: Eukaryota; Metazoa; Arthropoda; Insecta; Lepidoptera; Pyralidae
Exons: 3
Coding region: 179-472 (97 amino acids)
Source: RefSeq, a predicted model, not a curated record
CAAUAUGCCGCCGUCAAAUGCCACUGUCAGCCAGGUUCGCUAUGGAAAAUUACGUGUGAAAUUAAUUCAAAAAUUAAAAUACCCCUUCAAUUUUAAGUGAUCUGAACGCUAGACGGUAAACCGAGGACCAUGUAAGGUCGUCUCCUGGCAUCACUCGCGAGCACAUUAGGUACGAGCCAUGGAUGCCUUCGCCGAAUCUAUAUUUGAAUUCGUAAAAGCGAGACAACUCAAUAUAGCGAUAGCCGGGCUCCUGACGAUCAUGUACCUGUUGUACCAGUACUGGGACGUGCUGUUCAAGGAGCAAGACGAGGAACUAAAGCGGGUGCAGUCGAGGAUAUCUCGGUCGCGAUCCAGAUCCAGGUCGGGAUCGCGCUACGGGUACAAACUCGACAACAAGAAUUCGUGGCGAGGAGGCCGCAAGCUGCACAAGAGAUGCCCAAACUGUAGCGCGUGCAACUUCGUCGACGAAUAGGUUGAGAAGCGCUGGUGCUCGAUACAAUGGCUGUUUGACUUCUUCUGAACUGUGUCUCUUAGAAACAAUUUUACAUUGAUUAUAAUAUAUUUAAAUUUGAA